[Candida] anglica is the source of this 2632-nucleotide messenger RNA. NCBI's taxonomy places the organism in Eukaryota, Fungi, Ascomycota, Pichiomycetes, Serinales, Debaryomycetaceae. The record is from the annotation of a GenBank genome assembly.
UUGCUGUUUAGUGAUUCUUUUCUUUAGGUUUUAUCAUUAAUAUUACCUUUAAACCUUCUAUUUCCAUUUGAAAUUAACCCCUGAAGAAUUUCGAACCUGCUCUCUUCAGGAUAUCCUAUUUUUAUUGUUGGAAGUGCUCCCUUUUUAUCAUUUUCCACCCCGAACACAUCUGCUCAGCCACCGUUUGAAGCGGACCAUAUAUAAAGGGAAACACCCGACCCGCUAAUUUUUUUCCUUGCGACUAUCGUCAUGGAGUACUAUUACCGUAAACUGAUGGGGAAUGGAGCUGAAACCUCCAAAUUCAGACUCAAUGUUCCUCCUCCUAUUCAACUGAAUCAAUCGAACCUCAGACUGGCUGCUGAGAACGAUACGGAUAGAAAAGCCACAUCCCAACAAACAAUCCAGCCACUUACCAGUAGAUCCUCCAGCAUAAGGUCACCAGAUAGUGUUAAAUCUUCUAUCAGUGACGCUGCUAGCACAGAUGGAACGUCAAUAAGCUCCCCUGUUAGUGCAACAAAUGAUGCCACCACCACCACCAAUAACAACAACAACAAUGGAACUGCCACAGUAGUAUCUAAAUCAAAUCCAGUAGAAUCCCCAGAAACUCAUCAUACAAACAAUUGUAACCGAUGCUAUAGACUCAAAAAGAAAUGUCUGAGAGAAUACCCAAAGUGUGCAAAUUGUACAAAGACCAGAAGAGAAUGUGUAUAUGUGAGCAGAAGUAACAAACGUAGAAAGAGAGUUAAAGUUGGAGAAAAUGAGACUGUGUUGGGCGAUUUGAAUAAACCUCUCGCUAAGACUAAGGAUUUGACACCACCAUCUGAUCAAGCGGAGCCUGAGUUCAUUCAUAUAGUUGCUGGAACUUCUGGUGACUCUAAAACUUCAGAAAAUGAAGAAAAGAAGGCUGUGGCAAAUCUGCUUGUUUCCAUAUCUUCACUUCUUUCCAAUGAACAUACAAAUACAAUUGAAGGAGGUGAUCGAUUUAGAGAAAAGAGACAAUUUCCAACCUUACUUCCUCCACCAAGAAGGGAUUUCUUCAACACUAACAACAACAAUAAUAAUAAUAAUACCUCUGUUGCAUACGGAAAUGGUGGAGGAUUUUCGUCCUAUCGUCCUAACCCAGCAACUUCAUUCAUUGAUAAGCUUGUGGUGAAAUCACUCCAUUCAAGCUCAAACAAGGAAGACAAUUCCCUGGGUCAAGAAGAAUUCCUCACCAUGAGAGCCAUUGCAGAUGAAGAUAUUCCAGUAAGAUUGGCACUCAAUUACUUCCAUAACUAUGAAACAAUCUGCCCAUUCAUUGAUCAAGAACAAUUCAUGAAGACAAUCAAAUUGAUAGACUUUACCAAGGAGACAAUUGUCAAUUUGGACGUGUACUUGUUGUUGAGUGUUGGGUCGUUGAUUCAUGACAAGAACACCAACUCCAAUCUAUUCAAGACUUAUUUCAGUGAAAAGAUUGUCGAAUCUAUAAUUGAUAUUGUUGAGUUCAAUAAUAUUGAUAGUUUGAAAUUACUUCUUUUAUUGACUAUUUAUUCAUUACAUCUGUAUAAGGAAGAUCUUUGUUGGGAAUUAUUGGGGGUUUUAACGCGACAUGUGAUACGACAAGGUUUGUACAAGCCAUCCAACAAACCAGAUCAAGAACAAUCUGGAACAUCACUGCAUUUUGAUUUGAAGGAAAGGGUCUUUUGGUCAGUGUACAAUUUGGAUAAGACAUUAAGUUUACUCAUUGAUAGACCAAGUCAAAUGCCGCAAGAAGCGUUCAUUACUCUUAAAUUACCAAUAAUAAAGGCAAACUGUGAGUCUGAACAUACCAUAGAGAUAUUCAAUCAAGAGAUUAGAUACAGUAAACUUUUGGAUAGACUUUUAACAUUGAAACUUUCCGAGGAAAAAUCAAAUCUUGUCACUCAAGUGAAAGAUUUAUCAUCCAAUAUUGAGAAAUGGAGAGUUUGUAUCAGUCGAGUGAUUCAUAGUUCACAAUAUGUUUCACCUGAAGAUUAUAUUUCAUUAAUUAACUUGAAAUAUUAUUAUUUUUUGAUUGAACUUGAUCAAUUAUCACUGAGUGAAUCAUUUCAAUUUACUUUACAAUUUUUAUCAAAUUCUUUUUCAUUGUUAAUAUCAGACAAUGAUGUAUCUUCCAAUACUGAUAAACCAUCCAAAUCAGGCAUUGAAUUCUCACUUUGCACUCUGUUUUGGUACCUGCAAUUGUUCAAGGUUGUUCAAUGUAGUCUUGAAUCGUUGAGUUCAGUGGUUGAAUCUGAAGUUGAUUUACAAAAAAUUGAAACAAGUCUUAAAUUGAGUGAAUUUAAUAGUAAUUUACAACUUAUGGUGAAUUUAUUUAAAUAUUUGAUGAAACAAAAUCGUCAAUUUGGAGGCCAUAACACCCAAUUAGAAGGGAUUAUAUGUGUUUAUACCGCACAAUUAAGCACCCUUGGGAUGAAUAUGAUGGGAUACAUGAUGGCUGGAAGUGAUAGAACAGGUUUAGCAUCAGAAUUGAAAAAGAUUAAAUCACAUUUAAGGGAAACGGAGUUAUAAAGUACAAUAAAAAUAUCAAAAAAAAAAAAAAAAAAAAGAAAGAGAGAAAAGAAUUGAAAGUAUAUAAGAAUAGUAUAAAGUAAUAUAUUAUAAGUAUCUCCAA